GAUGUUCUAGAAAUGCUGCACUGUCGAGGGGCCAAUGUUAACGCUACAGCAAAUUCAGGGGAAACUGGUCUCCAUAUUGCCGUUAAAAAUUCUAGUAUAGACAGCGUAGAAUAUUUAUUAUGUAUUCCAUGGAUUGAUAUCAACUACCCAGAUAAACUUGGUCAAACUCCUCUUAUAAUCGCUGCAUUUAAAGGUCGUGUAAAAUGUGUGGAACUACUCCUCUCCUCCAAUUGUGACAUUACUGCUCAAGAUAGUCAAGGACAAUCUGCUCUACAUCGAGCACUGGAACCUUACGAUAAUACUUUAGGCAAAAACAAUGCAUAUUUAUGUGUUCAAUUAUUAACUAACGCCAAUUGUGAUAUAAACCUCUGUGAUAAUAUAGGCUACACUCCUUUACAUAUUGCU
Molecule: messenger RNA, 405 nt
Organism: Lottia gigantea (owl limpet)
Lineage: Eukaryota; Metazoa; Mollusca; Gastropoda; Lottiidae
Exons: 1
Biological process (GO): protein localization to ciliary inversin compartment
Cellular component (GO): ciliary inversin compartment
Molecular function (GO): protein binding
Source: RefSeq, a predicted model, not a curated record